GAAAUAUCCUAAGCGAGAAGUUGUUCUGUUUAGUUUCGAAAGAUUCUUAUUCUUCACCUGAAAACAACUUCGACAAAUUACUUAAUCAAAAUGUGGAAAUAUUUUUCUCGCUUAAAAUUCAAAGAAUAAUAAUACUGUCUGUGUGAUGUGUGAGUGCUCGUACAAUGUAUCAUUAAAAUCGAGAAUAAGUGCAAUAACAAAAGCGUUGCACUCUACUCGAAUGAACAAUCAAAAUAUUCGAUUGAAAUAGUGUUGUGUGAUUUUGAGUUUCACAUAUUUUUCAUAAAUGGUGGAUUACAAUAAUUACAAAAUGUCGGCGAGCGAGGAGGAUUUUGAUCAACAAUCACAGCAAGGAAUGACCAAAGCAGAACUUAGAAGGAACAACAAACCGAUCAUGGAAAAACGAAGACGAGCACGAAUAAAUCAAUGCCUGGACGAAUUAAAAAAUCUUAUUCUCGAAGCGUUAAAAAAAGAUCCGACGAGACACUCAAAGAUCGAGAAAGCCGAUAUUCUCGAGAUGACCGUGAAACACUUACAAACCGUACAGCGUCAGCAAUUGAAUACUGCAGUAGCAACGGACCCAGCAGUACUAACGAAAUUCCGUUCCGGAUUUUCCGAAUGUGCUAUGGAAGUAUCGCGGUACGUCAGCAACCUAGAGAACGUCGAUCCUGGUGUGAAACAGCGUCUGCUAUCGCACCUGAACAAUUACGUUAGUAAUCUCCAGCAAAUGGGACCGUUCUACAGCCAUUACGUGCCCUACAUGCCGGAACGUCUCUACCCGGAGGUAAAGGUCGGCUACCACAGCGAUCUAGCCAAUGGAGAUGAGAAUAAUAAUGCUAGUGCACGGAUACAGAUACCUAACGGUGUUCAGUUGAUACCUAGUAGACUUCCGACAGGAGAGUUAGCACUGUUAGUUCCCCAAUCAGCAGCAAUGUCUACAAACUUUUCAUUUUUCCCACCUAUACCUGAAUCAAUAUCUAGGACGAUAGCAUCGUCUGCUUUUUCAUCGGUACAAAGAGCACGCAGUCCACUGGAAAGUCCGUCAACGUCUACGUCUAGCUUCGGUGAAGAAAAUCCUCAAAUGGAAUGUUACCAGCAAACACAUCAAAACACGAAAUUCAAGGCCCCCGAACAAAGUUCCAGCAGCGGUAAAAGUUUUACCAGUUCACCGGAAACGCAAAAAUUUCAGAUCACUUCAACCAGCGACAGAAAAUCACCUUUGUUAUCGACGUCAAUUGAUAUUAGACCAGGAAUUCAUGAUAACAGAAGGAAAGAACAACAGAUUCGUAGUUUUACCGAACAGGUGGAUUCUAUCGCUACGAUGAGUAAUUUACGACAACCACUUUCAGUUAUCACCGAUAGGGCAUACAAUCGUCCGUGUUCAUCUCUAAGCAGCAACGAUCUCAAAAGAACCGCUUCCAAUAGGCUAUUAAUAAUUCCUGAAAAAAGACAAAAAAUAGAUGACGAAACGUCGUCUUCAUUCGUAUCAUCUAACGAAAAGAAAAAUGUAAAUGGUCAUGGUGUUACCACAGAGGAUCAAACAAUAAACUCAUCAUCCUCGACUAGUUUUAAUACAAAUCGUUCUAAUACCAAUACCUCACAUGUUUUUUCGAAUUCUGCUGGUCCAUCCUCAUCGAAUGGAGAUAUGUGGAGACCAUGGUAGUCCGAUCUCCAUCUUGAUUUGAAAUAGAUUGAAUUGAAAUGUAUUUUUUUGUGAUUUUUUUUUUUAUUCUCCUUCAACAAAAUGACGUAUCAAAAUCUUACAUUAUCAUCGAUCGUAUUAUCCAAGAUUAGUAUUUAUAAUUGAUCUAUAAAUUCAAAUGGGUUAACCCAUAACGGUAGUAAGUUAUCUUUUACGUGACAACAGUACUUUGUUGCUACGAUCGUAUGUAAUGUGGGGAUGACAAGACAGAUCCUGUCAAAAUUCAUUGUCUGUGGGCACAGAAAAUAUGGGCACAAUUGUCUUGUCAAUUAAGCAUCAGAAACAAAGCAAUUAAUAUCUCCAGUAAUAUAUCAAUACCUUUCGUAGUCAAUUUUCAAUUAAUUUAAUCCGAACAAUAAAUAAAGAAAAUUUUAUAAUUUUCGAUAGUGAUAAUGGCAUCAAAUGUUUCAAAAAUUAUUCUCAAAGUGAUUUUAAUUCUAGUGAUGAGACUAGUAAUCACAUCUUAUUACAUUCUAAAAAAAGAAAAGUUAUACUUAUAAAAUAUUACUUCAUUUCGAGCAAAAUAACAAUAUACUUUUGUGAAACGUGCAACAGAAAAGCAUUCCUUCAUGUUGUAAAUUGUUUCAAAAAAUAUCGUACAUUAAGAACUUAUAAAUAAUUAUUUAAAAUUCAUAUAUUUUCGUGUGACACUUUUUUACAAAAAUAAUUUUUAACAUAAACGUUAUAAUAAUACUGAAAACUUUUUCGAAUAUCUAUCGAAACCAGCUGCAAAUUAAGGAAAAUCGUGUAUAAAAAGUUAACGAUCGAUAAGGGUUAAUUAUAUGUUUUAUUUAUAUUUUUAUUUACGUUAUAUGAGAGAAUUGCGAUUUUAUUUAUUAUUUAAAAUUAGUUCUUUUCUUUUCCUUAUUACUAAAAUUCUUUACCUCGUAAUACAUAUAAAAAAAAAAAACAAAAGAGACAAAAUUUUUAUUACUAUUUUAUCAUUAUAAUAGAACAAUAAUUUAUUUCGAUUUUGUGCCAAAAAAAAGACGAAAGGUUAUUAUUUCUUUCUUUUUUUGUGUGUGUGAACACACAUGAGAAAUCAAACAAAUACUUUUCAUGAGGAUUUUAUAAAUAUCAAAGUUGCCAUUCAAUUGUUAAAUCGACAACCUACAUUAUAAGACUUAAGAGUCACUUAAUUCAUAUUAACAAUAAGCCUCGCUCGUGUACAAUUCUGUAAAUAGUUAACAAUUUAAUUUAACUUAAUCAUUAAUUUAGGAUUAACGAACGAUGAUUGAAAUAAAUCAUAAAUGUUUCUCGUUAUAAGCGUAUAUAGAAUUAAGAGUUUUGUGAUACGUGUAGCAUAAUAUUGAAAUAAACUAUUUGUAGAGAGUUG
Molecule: messenger RNA, 3038 nt
Organism: Polistes canadensis
Lineage: Eukaryota; Metazoa; Arthropoda; Insecta; Hymenoptera; Vespidae
Gene: dpn
Product: protein deadpan-like
Exons: 3
Coding region: 287-1663 (458 amino acids)
Biological process (GO): anterior/posterior pattern specification; regulation of neurogenesis; regulation of transcription by RNA polymerase II
Cellular component (GO): nucleus
Molecular function (GO): RNA polymerase II cis-regulatory region sequence-specific DNA binding; protein dimerization activity; DNA-binding transcription factor activity, RNA polymerase II-specific
Source: RefSeq, a predicted model, not a curated record